AGCAUUUUUAUUGGGGCGGAUCAGGACCUGGGAUAGAAAAGUGCGCCUGUGGCAUGGACAAAAACUGCACCGACCCCAAGUACGACUGCAACUGUGAUGCAGAUGCCAAACAAUGAUAACUACUGGAAUGCAGCGUCAUUCACCACCCCGUCAUCCUACCUGCAUUUUGCCACCUUUCAGGGAGAGACCAGCGCUGACAUCUCCUUCUACUUCAAGACAAGCGCUCCCUACGGCGUCUUUCUGGAAAACCUGGGCAACACUGACUUUAUCCGCCUGGAGCUCAAGUCCCCCACGGUGGUCUCCUUCUCUUUCGAUGUUGGCAACGGACCUGUGGAGCUGACCGUGCACUCAGCUGCACCCCUCAAUGACGACCAGUGGCACCGCGUGAUGGCCGAGCGCAACAUCAAAGAAGCAGUCCUCCAGGUGGACCAGGUGUACCGGACAUCCCGGCUAGCGCCCGCACAGGGACACACACGGCUAGAGCUGUUCAGCCAGCUCUACGUCGGUGCUGCGGGGGGCCAGCGGGGGUUUCUGGGUUGUAUCCGAGCCUUACGAAUGAAUGGCAUCACCCUCAACCUGGAAGAGAGAGCCAAAGUCACGCCAGGGGUUAUGUCUGGUUGCCAGGGUCACUGCACCAGCUUUGGGAUGUACUGCAGGAAUGGAGGGAAGUGUGUGGAGAGGUAUAACGGGUAUUUAUGUGACUGCACCACCACCGCCUUCAAUGGCCCAUUCUGCACCAAAGAUGUUGGUGGCUUCUUUGAGGCAGGAACACUGGUCAAAUACAACUUCAUGCCUGAACCAGUUCCAGGGGCCAGUAAAGACACAAAAGCCUUGACGCAACAGCUGAUGCCAAACGACGUGAACCUAACAAAGGAAGAAGUGACCCUCAGUUUUAGCACAUCCAGUUCUCCGGCAAUUCUCAUGUACGUGAGCUCCAAGACGCAGGACUACCUGGCUCUGGUGUUGAGAAACAAUGGCUCACUGCAGGUCCGGUAUAACCUCGGCGGUCUGAGGGAGCCGUUUGCAAUAGAUGUGGACCAGCGUAACCUGGCCAACGGACAACCACACAACAUCAACAUGUCCCGUCAGAACAGAAGCAUCUCCGUCCAGCUGGAUCAUUACCCGCCUGUGAACUACAAACUUCCAGAUGCCUCAGACAUUCAAUUCGACCUGGUUAAGACGCUGUUCUUAGGAAAAGUCUACGAAACUGGACCCAUAGACCCCGUCCUCAUCGAGAGAUACAACAGCCCGGGUUUCAUCGGCUGCCUGUCCCGCGUGCAGUUCAACGGAGUCGCGCCCCUCAAGUCUGCUCUGAGAAAAGCCGCAGACGCCCAGGCCGACAGCCACCCUGCGUCUGCCUCUCCUGUGUCCUACCAGGGCAAACUCGUGCAAUCUAACUGCGGGGCUUCGCCUCUCACCAUCCCACCAAUGUCGGCCGCACCGAAUCCCUGGCCUCUGGACAACACCGAUGCAGAGACUCCCCUAAAUGAAGAGCGAGUCAUUCCUGAUGGAGUUAACAGGGACUCGGCCAUCAUUGGAGGGAUCAUCGCAGUGGUGAUCUUCACCAUCCUGUGUACGCUGGUGUUCCUGAUCCGCUACAUGUUCCGUCACAAAGGCACCUACCACACCAACGAGGCCAAGGGCAGCGGGGAGUCGGCCACAGAGUCGGCCGACACGGCCAUCAUCGGCACCGACAACCCAGAAACUAUCGACGAAUCAAAGAAGGAGUGGUUCAUUUAACGGGCUGACGAUGGGACUCGGACAGAGCAGGCAAAAUGCGAGACCAUCGUUGCUCACAGAUGGAGGAAGAUUAAUCACGUGACCGACCACUGGCGAUAAAGAGGAGUGACUGUUCACAAGGACAACAAACUCCCUGAGAAGAUGAGGGUCGUGGGGAAAUUUCUGUUCCAUUCUUUUUUUUUUUUUAAUAUAUCCAGAGUAUUAGAAAAAGAAAAGUCGGACGCUUAUCCUGAGGAGUACAGCUGUAAAAGACUAUACAUGUAUAUACUAACCAGCUUAUCCUUCUUUGUAUCGUGCUUGGGAGUUUUCAGGAGUCCUUUGAAUACUGUGUAUGACAAAUAAUUACACUUACUGGAUGGUGUAAUAGCAAAGAUUUAUUGCCAGUCCUUGUUUGGUUUUGAUUUUAUAUUUAAACAGAAAUCUUAUAUAAGAAAUGAUCAAAUCAACAUGCCAAACAUUUUGUUUGUUUUUUAUCUUUUUCUUUUCUUUUUUUUCCCAUUUUUCAAGCUGUAGUCGCACCAGUCUGUCAACACUCGCAUUCAUCCAGUGGAGCACAUCCUGUAACCUGGUAACAUAAGAGUUUAUCAUGAAUGCCAAAAGUCUCUUUGUAAAUAUAUUUUGUGUCAGUUUUCCUGAAAAGAUUUAUUUAGAGUCCAAAAUGCCAAUGAGAAAUGUCAUAUCUAUAUUACAGUAAUAUAUCUGUCCAUUAUAUUAUAUAUGUGUAAAAUACAGAGUUUUAUGUUUAGGUCUCUCAUGACUUUCGAUUGUACGGGACGCUCCCUCCUGUGGCGGCGCAGAGAGGGGUUUCUCAGAGCUUGAUGGCAAAUUGUGAUUUUUCCACCGAUGGUUUAGCUCAUCAUCAUGGCAGCUUUCUUUGAGUUUAUGAGUGAAACCAAGAGCCUUUACUCAUUCGGACGCGAGCGGUCAGUUUGUUUCUUUGCCAAACACUUUGGUCUUAUUUUCAAAGUUUGCGGAUAUCAUUUGGCGUUGAAGGUUUUCUUUGCAUUCUUUUUCAUGUUAAAUGGAGCCAUUUCUAACGUGUGCAUGUACGCAGUGUGUGUAGGUCAAAUGCUGAACAAAG
Molecule: messenger RNA, 2821 nt
Organism: Poecilia latipinna (sailfin molly)
Lineage: Eukaryota; Metazoa; Chordata; Actinopteri; Cyprinodontiformes; Poeciliidae
Product: contactin-associated protein-like 2
Exons: 10
Coding region: 97-1740 (547 amino acids)
Source: RefSeq, a predicted model, not a curated record